Molecule: messenger RNA, 957 nt
Organism: Oppiella nova
Lineage: Eukaryota; Metazoa; Arthropoda; Arachnida; Sarcoptiformes; Oppiidae
Source: the annotation of a GenBank genome assembly
AUGGAAGUGAUGGAAGUGCCUCCAGAACACUGUCCGGGCGUCGAGUCGGAUGAGGCGGGCAAAGGGGACGCGUGUGUCGGAUGUCCUAAUCGUUUGGUCUGUUCGUCGGGUGAGCUGAAGACGGGAGGAGUGGAUCCAAAAGUGGCCGAAAUAGCGGCCAAACUGAUGAACAUUAAGCACAUGGUGUUAGUCAUGUCGGGGAAGGGAGGGGUCGGCAAGAGUACGGUGUCGUCCCUUUUGGCCAGAUAUCUGGCCAAAGAUAAGGCCCGAAACGUGGGUCUCCUCGACGUCGACAUCUGCGGCCCAUCCAUACCGAAGACGAUGGGAGUGGAGGGCGAAGAAGUGCACCAAUCGAUGUCCGGCUGGUCGCCCAUCUUCGUGGCCGACAACCUGUCGGUCAUGUCCUGCGGUUUCCUAUUGUCGUCUUUGGACGACGCGGUCAUAUGGCGCGGACCCAAGAAGAACACAAUCAUCAAACAGUUCCUGUCGGACGUGGACUGGGAUCGUCUCGACUAUCUGGUGGUGGACACACCGCCCGGCACUUCCGAUGAGCACCUGUCGCUCGUGUCGUAUCUGAAGCAGUGCUCGAAUCUGAGAGGAGUGGUAAUUGUGACGACACCACAAGAGAUAGCGUUAAUGGAUGUGAGAAAACAAAUUGAUUUUUGCCAAAGAGUUGGCCUCAAAGUGUUGGGUGUCGUCGAGAAUAUGAGUGGAUUCUUGUGUCCCAACUGUUCCAAAGAGUCCAAUGUAUUUAAGCCAUCGGCCGAUGGAAUGAAUCAAUUGCUUGACAAAGGAAUACCAGUACUCGGAAGACUGCCAUUGGAUCCACUGAUUGGCAAAGCCUGUGAUGAAGCCAUCGAUGUGUUUGAAAAUCACAACAACUCGAAGACUAUCACUACAUUUGAAGCGAUUGGCGACUAUUUGGUCAGAAUUUUAAAUAAUUUAAAUCCGGAAUAG